Dentiscutata erythropus is the source of this 2233-nucleotide messenger RNA. NCBI's taxonomy places the organism in Eukaryota, Fungi, Glomeromycota, Glomeromycetes, Diversisporales, Gigasporaceae. The record is from the annotation of a GenBank genome assembly.
AUGGAGAAACUCAAGAAAGCAAGAGUAAUAAUUAACACUGAUUCUCCUGUUGAAAUGAUGUUAAAUGACAAUUUAACACUUUCUAAUGCCCAUAGCUUAAUAAUAGGAAGGCUAGACCCUAGUUUUAAUGAUCCAAGAUAUAAAUUUUUUUUUAAAGCUCUUGGCGUUGAUAUUUUAGAUAUACAAGAUUUAACUAUAUCAGAUAUUAUCAACCAGAAUUUAAUUUAUAUGAAAAGGGUAUUACAUAUUAAAGUUAUAAUCGAUGGGUGUCUAUCAAAGUAUUAUGAUUUAGGCAGUCUCGAUGAUAAUUUGUUUAAUAUCAGGCAGAUAUUACAUGACGAACCAAUUAUACCAUCAUUCUUUAAAUUCUUAAGAGGCGAACAUCUAAUAUCAGAAACGGAAGAAAAGCAUCAUGGAUUAAGGGAGAUUCUUAACGGCUGCGAUGAAUUGUUUAUUUAUUCCGUCAACGAAAAUUCCAAUAAAAGUGUCACUAUUUGCAAAUACUUGCAAUCGGAUAAGAUCGAAAAAUACACGGAAUAUCUGCCGACGGCAGAGAAGCUUAUUCAGAUCAGGACACUUCUUAAAAUGGGACCAAACUUUACUUUUCGCGAUGGAGACAAAAAAAUUAAUCGAUCCUCAGAAGCUUCUAUUGGUUGGAUAAACAUAGCCUGGAUCGAAAAUGAAAAACUUCAGUUAAAAAUUUAUCAAGACAACGAUCUAGAGUGGAAUGAAUUAGUUAGUCAGUGUGAUAUGGGAUUCACAUUUAAAGCUGCACCAUCUUUACCUUUGUCCUACUUGCCAUAUUUUUCCUUACUUGCUAACGCAUCAAACGAAUCUAGUGAAUCACACAGUAAAACAACCAAAUAUUCAAGUAUUGUCAUAAGCAAGGCAAAGUUAAGUCUUGAUGAAACAAAUAUAAUAUUGGAUAAUAGUUUUAUUGAAGAAGUAAAUUCUGCAUUAGUCGAUGACCAUUCGCGCAAUAAAAAACUUAAAGAACUUGGAAGAAUUUUAAAAAAAUAUGGACAUUUCUAUGCUAGUGAAGUCAUUUUUGGAGGUGCAAUCAUCGAAAAUUAUGAGAAUAUUAGUUCACAAACCAAAGACUCUAGUAGCCUCGGCGUCAAGGUUGUUGGAGACUUUGAACUACUAGUUCACGCUGAAGGCGGAUAUGAAUCCAAUGAUACCACAUCAAAGACAGUAGAUAUGUCGAAAGAAAUGUUAGCGAUAAUUGGUGGUGAUGAAAUUCUUUUUGUCAAGAAUGAUCCAGAAGCAAUUAAAUCAUGGAGGAAUUCAUUUAAUAAUUCCAAGCAUUGGCGAAUAAUCUCCUACAAGAUACGACCAAUAUUUGAUUUACUUGAUAAUGGUCUAAAAAACAAGGUACUUGAAGCUCUUGGAGAACAAAUUCUCAAAGUUGGAACAAUAACCCAUCAUGCAGAACUUGAAUGUUCAAACUUGAAUCCAAUUGUAAUCGAUAGUUGGAGUAAUGGUAUAUUUGAAGAUGUUACCUCGAACCCGCUUCAAUGCCAAAUAUUAGCAUCGAUAAUGAAUAAAGACAACCACAUCUAUUCUUUACGAAUUGAAUAUGUAGAUGAAGAUACUCCAGUAUUCGUUAUUCAUUAUCUUGAAAAGUUUAUAUUUGAACAAAGAAAUCAUGAUAUUAAAAUUACCAAAAAAAAAUGUGAAGAAAUGGCUAAAGUAAAAAUAGACAAUCAUCUAUCGUACAAAUGCCCCAUCGAGCAGUUUUUUAAUCAUUCUAGUAAAUUAGGAAUAUGUGUAAUUCAAUGUCCUUCAGAAUCCAGUAAUUACGACGUAUACCAGUCAAAGAUGGUUACUGGUAUUCAUUUUUCUCCAGAGAAAUUAGCAUGCAUGUUUGUUCAUGACCUUGAUGAUUGCACUAAUGUUGGUAAUACUAUUGAUGAAAUUUCUCCUUCGAAAAUAAUAUGCAGUAUUAUUGACAUCAAAGAUAAUAAAUCUUGUAUGCUGGAAGUAGAAUGGAAAAACAGCGGUCGGCAUAAUCUUUUUUCCGAUAUCUCGAAAAAAUUAAUUGUCUGUGAUGAACACAAAAAAUAUCUCACAUCACUUCUAGAAGAAUGUUUUAGGGAGGAAAGAAUUGACAAUCCACUAUUCAUGAGUAUUUUUAAUAAUUGUAGCCAACAUGGAUUUAUAAAUAUUACUCCAAAAUGCCCAAUUUACUUUAUGUUAAAUCGUACAAAUAAUACCCCAUCAGAAUUUAAAG